CGCUCUCUCUCUUUACCCCUUUCUCUCUCUAAAGCUCCUUCACUAAUUUUCUCCCCUUCUUAUGCAUUCCAACAAUCCAAAAUUCAUUUCAAAUCCCAUUCCACUCCUCAAAGUUUGACCACCACACAACAAUGGAGAUCGACCGCCGUGCCGAAACGAGGUCGACGUCGUCGGUCCUCCAUGGCGACGAGACGUUCUACAACCGCGUCAUCUCACGUGACUCCUCCUCCACAUCCUCCGUCCGCUGCCCUUCCGGCCGGGUAUUUUAUUACCGGUCGGCCGCCGAAGGGGUGCCCUUCAAUUGGGAGACGCAGCCCGGGACGCCUAAGAACAAUCCUCCCAAAGAGGAAUCCAUUCCCCCCAUCACCCCUCCGCCCGCCCUCCUUAGCCUCUCCCUCCCUAAACCGUCCAUCAACCACCACGCCGGUGCUGCCUACCAUAAUGCUCGGAAGCUCAAGUUGUUGUGGAAGUUCCUCCUCGGGACACCACGACGCCGGUGGUACGGCCAUCGUCACACCCAGGCAAGGAGCUUGGAGAACGUUAACGAUAGUAAUAAUAACAACAAUAUGAACACAAGAAGGAGGAGUUGGGAUGAGGCAGGGGAUAUCAUAGCUUCCUCAUGCAAUUCCAGCUUCUCGUCGUCGACGAUGUCCCGUUCUUCGUCCCAUGACGACCGAUCCCCGAUGUCGUCGAACUCCGAUGCGAGCUCCGGCAGCACUAGGAGCCGGAGGGAGACCGGCACCAGCAGAAAUUACUACGGCCGUGGUUGUGGCAGUGGUCGGCCGUGGAACAUCAAUUCUAUGCUCGUUUGUGUUUCUGGCAAGAUCUGACCCGAUUGACUCGACUGAGAUCUGAGUUUUUUAAAUGUCUAUUUCUGUUAAUUAAUUACUGUUAAUUAAACUAAUAUGAUCAUAUAUAUAUAUAUAGAAGCCCUGUAAAAAAAUUUGCCUAUAUAGGCAUAUACUUGUCAUGAAGACCUAGUUGAUUCAUGGAUGGCCUUUUGUAGUAUUAUAUGUAUAUAGUUAAUGUAAUGUACCCAAGAUAUGUUUAUAUGGCAAGGGCACAAUAUCUAUAUAUGUAUUAACUAUAUCAUUGAAAGAAAAAUGUACUAUAUAUAGGAGAUUACACAGCAUAAUGGUAGUUGUAUUUCCUUUUAUU
Linum tenue is the source of this 1158-nucleotide messenger RNA. The record is from the annotation of a GenBank genome assembly. NCBI's taxonomy places the organism in Eukaryota, Viridiplantae, Streptophyta, Magnoliopsida, Malpighiales, Linaceae.